This is a messenger RNA of Peronospora farinosa, 11241 nucleotides long. NCBI's taxonomy places the organism in Eukaryota, Oomycota, Peronosporomycetes, Peronosporales, Peronosporaceae. The record is from the annotation of a GenBank genome assembly.
AUGGAGACAAAACGUGACCUUUUUAAAAAGUUUAAACUGAAAAAAACCAUGAAAAAACACUUUGAGACUGGACCAAGUGACAAUGAGACACACGAGCAACAAAUUGUGCUUCAAAACGAAGAAAAGGACGACAUUCAGGCCAAAUUUGACGACGUGAGUGGACAAUUUCAAGUUCUAAAGCACGAGCUUGAAGCAAAGGAGAGUGAACUCGAGGUUGCCAUGUCUAAGAUUGAAGCUUUUGAACUGGAACUUGAAUCACAACAAGAGACGGCAAGUGUAAAGCAGCAGAAAGAUGCAAUAAUGAUGAGUAAACUCCAAGACGAGUUGAAAAAAACUAUUCUUGGACUUUCACAAGAAGAAGCACGUGUGCUGGUAUUUCAGGAAGAAAACAAUCGAUUGACAAAUCAAGUGGUAGCAAUGUUGGAAGAUAAUCAGCGUCAGGAAAUAGAAAUGCAGGGACUAGUGAAGGAAAAGGAGUGUUUACAGAUGAAAGUGGAUGAGCUGAUGCAUCAACUUGAAGAAACACGACAACAGCAAGAAGAUACAGAGCAAAUGUACUUGGAAGUGGCGUCGAAAUUGAAUCAUGCACUUAGAGAGAACGAUGAGCUGAAAAAAGCAACAGGACAUGAAGAUGUGGGUGAGGAUACAGACCGUGUACGGGAGUUGGAAACGCAGAUGGCGUACUGGCAGACUAAUGCUGAGAAAUGGGAGCAGGAGAAGCAGCGCCUCACACAACAGAUCGAGUUGCUCAUGUCUGCGAAUGAAAAGGCUAGCGCAGAGCUAUCUGAUGUGGCACUAAUUCGUGAACAGUUACUUGUACACGUUGGCAUCGAUUUGACUUACGAAAGCAUCGAGUCGCUUCUUGAUACAAAGAACAACGAGAUUCAGAUGCUCACAGCGCAACUCUCGACUGUGGAUGGUUCUCAGGAGCAAGCCAUCUGUGAGGCAAUCGAGACUAGCGUUGUUGAAGCAGAAGCCCUACGAUCUCAGCUGCAGACGCUUCAGACCCAGUAUGAUUCUGCAGCUUCUGAAAAGCUUAAGCAAGACAAGACAAUAGAUGAACUUCGCACAGAUUUGAACCGCGUGGCAGCAGAACACUCCUCCUUGCUUUUGGCGAAGGAGCUCGAGUACCGAGGUGCUUGUGAGGCCCUUGCGAAAAUCGAGCAUUUAACAAAGCAGCUCGAGAAUGCUCAGACAGAAAAGCAGCAAUCAAGCGACGAUUUUUCUGUGAUCGAGUCCAAGAUCGAAUCAUUGGUUACUGCAUUGCAGAUAGAGACAGGAACAUCCGCAGGUGCUGGUACCAUGUACAGUCACAAAUCGCGGGUAGCGGAACUUAAUAAGUAUUUAGAGCACAUCCAAGAGCAACUUCUUAGUGCAGCGAAAACGAAUCAAAUGCAAGGUGAAGUGGAAAUUCUUCAGAACAGGAUACACCGGUACGAGGUGGAGAAUCAGCUUGUAUCAGCAAAGCUGGAAGAGUGUGAGGUUGCACUUAAGGCCUACGCUGAUAAAUUUGCUGUUAGAGGGCUAGAUGCGGGUUUUGUCACUCAAAAAUAUACAUUCUCGGGCGAUGAUGCUGGCUCUGUGAUAUCAAACGGCGAAACCGCUGAGAGCAGUAAUGGAGACUCUCCUCUUGAGCGCGAACUGGAGUUAACGAGAUCUCGCUUACACGCGGUCGAGGCAGAAAUGGCUGCCUGUAAAGCUGAGAAUUUGCGGAUGAGUUUUGAGGUAGCAAAAACAGCCGAUGGUGUUUCGAAGCUCAAGCAAGACCACGAAGCAUUACUGGAGAUGCAUCGAGAGAAGUUGUCGGAAUUAGAAACGAUGAGAGAACAAUGUGUAUCCUUGGAAUCUGCAAACCAAAGGCUUGCGUCCGAACUCUCGAAUAAGUCGGAUGAACAGCAACGUUGCCUUGAGGCCUUUGCGAUACAAAGAGAAGACUUUGAAUCCAUCAUUGCUGAUUUGCACACUAAGGCUGCAAGGGACAGUAACAAGAUUAAGCGUGACUUGGCAGAUAUCAAGACCGAAAAUGACGUUUUGGAGGAACGAAUUAGUGAGUUGCACGCCGUUGCUGACAGCAAGACUGAGCCGGACGAACGGCAAGAAAAGGAUCGCGAGGUCGAAGAGUUGCGGUCUUCACUAGUUCAAGCUAAGGUGAACUUUUUCGAACAAAAGCAGCAGCUUUCGGCUCUUGAGAAGAAGCUUGUGGAUGUGUCAAAGCUGGGCGGUUCUACCUGCACAAUGAAUAGUGCACUGGACGCUGAGCGACGAGAAUUUGAAGCCGCUUUGAUCGAAAUGAUUGAGAUGGAAAAGAAACUUCAAGUUGCCUAUGAAGCGAAACAGGGGCUCGAGUCCACGCUGCAAGAACGUAUGGAGGCAAAGGCAAAACUCGAAGAUCGACUGUCUGUUGCUGAAGACAAGAUUGCGGAGCUUGAGCAGCAGCUGGAACAGAAGGUUGCUCUUAUUGCCACAAUCGAAGAGCAACUGCGAUCAGUUGAAGAAGAACGAGAAAAGCUAGCUGAUGAGUACUCAAAGACCAAGUCAAAGCUAGAGCGCAGCAGAGGAAAGUUGGAGGAGAAGGCGAUCGAAUUUGAGGCGUAUAAAACAACGACAAACAUGUUAAAGGAUGAACGCUGUCGGUUGUUCAACGAGAUUGCACUAUUGAAGGAAAAAAUUGCGAAGUCUGAAGCUCAAAAGGCUGCAAUGGCUGAUUCACAGGAGCUUGCAAAUGAAGAGCUAGAAGAACAGCUGAACGAACUUGCAGAUAAAAUAGCCGAGAUAGAGGCAGAAAAGCAGGAACUUCGUGCACGACUUGAGGACACUGUCUGCCAAUCCGAGGAAGAUAUUCACCAGUUGAGGGAACGACUCUAUAUGCUUGAGGAGGAAAAGUCGGGCAUGGAUGAUGAAAACCUGGAUCUAGAGAGGACGGUUGGAGAUCUGCAAGCAAAGCUCAACAGUCUUGAAGGGCAAAAGGCAAAACUCGAAGCGGCAAACGAGUCAAGCUGUCAUCAGCUAACUCUUUUGGAGGAUCAAGUAGAGAAGGCUGCUAAUGAAAUUGCAACGUUGUCCGUUGAGAAGAAUACUCUGAUCGACUUGCAGCAGUCGCUUGAGGGAAAUUUGUCUGCUCUUCAGGAUGAAAAGGUAAGGCUUGAACAAACAUUGGAAGAAACUGCUUCACAGUUACGUGACGAAUUGGAGAAGAUGGCGGUACGCGAUGGAGCAUUGCAGACACAGCUUGCGCAAAGUGCUGCUGAAAAGGAAGAACUGUUGAUGAACCUGUCGGAGCUCCAAGCGCGUUCUCAGACGGAGAAAGCGGCUUACAAUGAAGUUGCUGCAAAGCUCGAGUCACAGAUCUGUGAAAACAAAACUUUGGAGAACAAAACUCGAGCAUUGAAAAAUAUGGCGGAGAAGGCAUUGCAGUCUCUGCAAGCCAACCGCGACGAGUUAUCUGAGACUGAAUCGCGUGCAGCUAUUUUAGUGGAGGAGCGUGAUACAAUGAGCGUUUUGCUGCGUGAAAAAGAGUCUGCGAAUGAGGCGUUGACUACUCAAUGUUCAGACUUGCAACAGCGGGUAGACAAGCUCAACAGUAAUCUUGAGAGCUUGAGAUGCAAACACUUAGAGGAGGCAGGUACAGCUAAGGAUACUAUUCGUAGUUUGACGGAGGCUGAGACAAAAUUAACGGAGUCAUUGGAGGUUUUAAGGCGAGAGUUGGCUGAAGCUGAGUCGUGUAUUAUGGUACUGGAUGCAGAACGGGAUGAGGUGAGAAGGGAUCUCACCGCGAAGGAUUUAAAGAUUGAGAUGAUGACAACUCGGCAGGGAGAACUUGGCCUAGCAGCUGAAAAACUGGAGAACGAGCUAAAUAUGUUGCGAGGCAAAAGCGCAGCAGAAGCAAAAGCAACAAAGGAGAUAAUUUGUGGUCUCAAGAAGUCAAAAGCUCAAGCGGAAGAAACAGUUGAUAACCUGAAGGACUCGCUGCAUCGAGCAGAAAAGUCGCUUUACUCGAUUCAAGAGCAAUUAACCGAAUCUGAGUGUCAUGUUAAAGCGCUGGAGAAGGAUCGUGAUGCUAUCCGAUCUUCUUUGACUGAAAAGGAAUCGACACAUGAGAUGUUAAGCACAGUUCAGGAGGAUUUGCAGAAGAAAGUGGAUGCCUUAGAGCUGGAAUUGAAGGAGUUGCGCGAAACGAGUUCGGCAGAGCUAGCAGCUGCAAACGAAACUAUUACUUGUCUACAAACUACACAGGCUGAAGAAGCAGAAAAGCUAGCUUCAGUUCGUCAGGAGCUAGCAGAUGCUGAAGGAUGCGUAUUGGUUCUAGUUGAAGAGCGUGAUGCAACCAAGAAAAUACUCAGUAAGCGAGAGUUGACUCUUGAAGUUCUAAGCUCUGAGCAUGGCGAGCUACAGCUAAAGAGUCAAUCAAUGACUACUGCAUUGGAUGCUCUACGGAACAAGGCUGCAGCGGACGCUCGAGCUGCAGAGAUAAGUAUACAAACCUCGAAGGAGGAAGUAAAAUGUGCAACGGAGUCAUUGCAAUCAGUUCAAAAACAGCUAGUGGAGUCAGAAUUGCGCGCGGCUUCCCUAGCUUCCGAGUGUGAGGCUGUUAGCACAAUGCUGAGCGCCCUAGACACUGAACACAAGUCUUUGAGUUCUCAAAAACAGGAGCUUGAACAUCACAUCGAAAAUUCCGAGACCAAGAUCAAGAACCUGGAAACUCAGCACACUGCUACGUUAGAGUCUUUCGAAGAAAAACUCCGUGUGCUGAAAAAAUCCGAAGCUGAGCAUAAAGAAUGGUUGGAAAUAGCUCGAAAAAAACUAUUCGCCUCCGAGUCCCGCUCAGAGUCUUUAGCUGACGAGUGUGAUUCCACUAAGAAUGCCUUAAACAAAACCAAAACAAUAAUCAGCAACUUCACGACUCAAGCUGAAUACCUCCAGGAACGAAUUCAGUCGUUGGAGAGCGAGCUACAGGAGCUGCGAAGCCAGCGCGAAAGCGAUACGCUAUCUGCGGAGGAGACGAUCCGUAGCCUGAAGGAGUCGGAGUCGCAGACGGCAGAGACGCUGGAAACGAUUCGCCAGGAGCUGGCUGAGACCAAGGUGCGAGCCGUAUCCGCCGAGGAAGAACGCGAAGCUGCGCGCAAGGCUUUGAGCGAGAUGGAGUCGCACCGUGAAGCUCAAAGUACAGAGGCGGCAAGCCUGCAGGAGCGCAUCCAGUCGCUGGAGAGUGAGCUACAGGAGCUGCGAAGCCAGCGCGAAAGCGAUACGCUAUCUGCGGAGGAGACGAUCCGUAGCCUGAAGGAGUCGGAGUCGCAGACGGCGGAGACACUGGAAGCGAUUCGCCAGGAGCUGGCUGAGACCAAGGUGCGAGCCGUAUCCGCCGAGGAAGAACGCGAAGCUGCGCGCAAGGCUUUGAGCGAGAUGGAGUCGCACCGUGAAGCUCAAAGUACAGAGGCGGCAAGCCUGCAGGAGCGCAUCCAGUCGCUGGAGAGUGAGCUACAGGAGCUGCGAAGCCAGCGCGAAAGCGAUACGCUAUCUGCGGAGGAGACGAUCCGUAGCCUGAAGGAGUCGGAGUCGCAGACGGCGGAGACGCUGGAAGCGAUUCGCCAGGAGCUGGCUGAGACCAAGGUGCGAGCCGUAUCCGCCGAGGAAGAACGCGAAGCUGCGCGCAAGGCUUUGAGCGAGAUGGAAUCGCACCGUGAAGCUCAAAGUACAGAGGCGGCAAGCCUGCAGGAGCGCAUCCAGUCGCUGGAGAGUGAGCUACAGGAGCUGCGAAGCCAGCGCGAAAGCGAUACGCUAUCUGCGGAGGAGACGAUUCGUAGCCUGAAGGAGUCGGAGUCGCAGACGGCGGAGACACUGGAAGCGAUUCGCCAGGAGCUGGCUGAGACCAAGGUGCGAGCCGUAUCCGCCGAGGAAGAACGCGAAGCUGCGCGCAAGGCUUUGAGCGAGAUGGAGUCGCACCGCGAAGCUCAAAGUACAGAGGCGGCAAGCCUGCAGGAGCGCAUCCAGUCGCUGGAGAGUGAGCUACAGGAGCUGCGAAGCCAGCGCGAAAGCGAUACGCUAUCUGCGGAGGAGACGAUCCGUAGCCUGAAGGAGUCGGAGUCGCAGACGGCAGAGACGCUGGAAACGAUUCGCCAGGAGCUGGCUGAGACCAAGGUGCGAGCCGUAUCCGCCGAGGAAGAACGCGAAGCUGCGCGCAAGGCUUUGAGCGAGAUGGAGUCGCACCGUGAAGCUCAAAGUACAGAGGCGGCAAGCCUGCAGGAGCGCAUCCAGUCGCUGGAGAGUGAGCUACAGGAGCUGCGAAGCCAGCGCGAAAGCGAUACGCUAUCUGCGGAGGAGACGAUCCGUAGCCUGAAGGAGUUGGAGUCGCAGACGGCGGAGACACUGGAAGCGAUUCGCCAGGAGCUGGCUGAGACCAAGGUGCGAGCCGUAUCCGCCGAGGAAGAACGCGAAGCUGCGCGCAAGGCUUUGAGCGAGAUGGAGUCGCACCGUGAAGCUCAAAGUACAGAGGCGGCAAGCCUGCAGGAGCGCAUCCAGUCGCUGGAGAGUGAGCUACAGGAGCUGCGAAGCCAGCGCGAAAGCGAUACGCUAUCUGCGGAGGAGACGAUCCGUAGCCUGAAGGAGUCGGAGUCGCAGACGGCGGAGACGCUGGAAGCGAUUCGCCAGGAGCUGGCUGAGACCAAGGUGCGAGCCGUAUCCGCCGAGGAAGAACGCGAAGCUGCGCGCAAGGCUUUGAGCGAGAUGGAGUCGCACCGUGAAGCUCAAAGUACAGAGGCGGCAAGCCUGCAGGAGCGCAUCCAGUCGCUGGAGAGUGAGCUACAGGAGCUGCGAAGCCAGCGCGAAAGCGAUACGCUAUCUGCGGAGGAGACGAUCCGUAGCCUGAAGGAGUCGGAGUCGCAGACGGCAGAGACGCUGGAAACGAUUCGCCAGGAGCUGGCUGAGACCAAGGUGCGAGCCGUAUCCGCCGAGGAAGAACGCGAAGCUGCGCGCAAGGCUUUGAGCGAGAUGGAGUCGCACCGUGAAGCUCAAAGUACAGAGGCGGCAAGCCUGCAGGAGCGCAUCCAGUCGCUGGAGAGUGAGCUACAGGAGCUGCGAAGCCAGCGCGAAAGCGAUACGCUAUCUGCGGAGGAGACGAUUCGUAGCCUGAAGGAGUCGGAGUCGCAGACGGCGGAGACACUGGAAGCGAUUCGCCAGGAGCUGGCUGAGACCAAGGUGCGAGCCGUAUCCGCCGAGGAAGAACGCGAAGCUGCGCGCAAGGCUUUGAGCGAGAUGGAGUCGCACCGCGAAGCUCAAAGUACAGAGGCGGCAAGCCUGCAGGAGCGCAUCCAGUCGCUGGAGAGUGAGCUACAGGAGCUGCGAAGCCAGCGCGAAAGCGAUACGCUAUCUGCGGAGGAGACGAUCCGUAGCCUGAAGGAGUCGGAGUCGCAGACGGCAGAGACGCUGGAAACGAUUCGCCAGGAGCUGGCUGAGACCAAGGUGCGAGCCGUAUCCGCCGAGGAAGAACGCGAAGCUGCGCGCAAGGCUUUGAGCGAGAUGGAGUCGCACCGUGAAGCUCAAAGUACAGAGGCGGCAAGCCUGCAGGAGCGCAUCCAGUCGCUGGAGAGUGAGCUACAGGAGCUGCGAAGCCAGCGCGAAAGCGAUACGCUAUCUGCGGAGGAGACGAUCCGUAGCCUGAAGGAGUCGGAGUCGCAGACGGCAGAGACGCUGGAAACGAUUCGCCAGGAGCUGGCUGAGACCAAGGUGCGAGCCGUAUCCGCCGAGGAAGAACGCGAAGCUGCGCGCAAGGCUUUGAGCGAGAUGGAGUCGCACCGUGAAGCUCAAAGUACAGAGGCGGCAAGCCUGCAGGAGCGCAUCCAGUCGCUGGAGAGUGAGCUACAGGAGCUGCGAAGCCAGCGCGAAAGCGAUACGCUAUCUGCGGAGGAGACGAUCCGUAGCCUGAAGGAGUUGGAGUCGCAGACGGCGGAGACACUGGAAGCGAUUCGCCAGGAGCUGGCUGAGACCAAGGUGCGAGCCGUAUCCGCCGAGGAAGAACGCGAAGCUGCGCGCAAGGCUUUGAGCGAGAUGGAGUCGCACCGUGAAGCUCAAAGUACAGAGGCGGCAAGCCUGCAGGAGCGCAUCCAGUCGCUGGAGAGUGAGCUACAGGAGCUGCGAAGCCAGCGCGAAAGCGAUACGCUAUCUGCGGAGGAGACGAUUUGUAGCCUGAAGGAGUUGGAGUCGCAGACGGCGGAGACGCUGGAAACGAUUCGCCAGGAGCUGGCUGAGACCAAGGUGCGAGCCGUAUCCGCCGAGGAAGAACGCGAAGCUGCGCGCAAGGCUUUGAGCGAGAUGGAGUCGCACCGUGAAGCUCAAAGUACAGAGGCGGCAAGCCUGCAGGAGCGCAUCCAGUCGCUGGAGAGUGAGCUACAGGAGCUGCGAAGCCAGCGCGAAAGCGAUACGCUAUCUGCGGAGGAGACGAUCCGUAGCCUGAAGGAGUUGGAGUCGCAGACGGCGGAGACACUGGAAGCGAUUCGCCAGGAGCUGGCUGAGACCAAGGUGCGAGCCGUAUCCGCCGAGGAAGAACGCGAAGCUGCGCGCAAGGCUUUGAGCGAGAUGGAGUCGCACCGUGAAGCUCAAAGUACAGAGGCGGCAAGCCUGCAGGAGCGCAUCCAGUCGCUGGAGAGUGAGCUACAGGAGCUGCGAAGCCAGCGCGAAAGCGAUACGCUAUCUGCGGAGGAGACGAUCCGUAGCCUGAAGGAGUCGGAGUCGCAGACGGCGGAGACGCUGGAAGCGAUUCGCCAGGAGCUGGCUGAGACCAAGGUGCGAGCCGUGUCUGCCGAAGGUGAACAUAACUUGUUGCGCGUUGCUUUCGAGCAGAAAGAGGGGCUAUUAGUUAUUCUGAACGAAGAUAAGGCUGCGCUUGUCGAAAAGGUACAAGCUUAUGAGGCUCGUAUUGGUGAGCUAGACGCUGAGCUCGAAGUGCGAGCGUUGGAGCUGUCUAGUGGAACUCAGCAAAUUGAUUUGCUUGAAAGUCAACUGGCCCAGACUGAAACCCAGCUUCGCGAUCUACUGAAUGAAAUUAAGGUCUUGAAGGAAGUGAUAGCAUCGCUGUCUGAGGCGUCCAGCUCGGCCGCAGAUGAGGUUAACUCCCUACAUAAACAAAGAGCGAGUGAGGAAGAAAGCUAUGCUGCCGGAAUUGCUCGAAAAGACGAGGUGAUUUUAAAGCUGAAAUCAAAGCUUGAGGAGGUGGUGGCGGCGUAUAAGCGCCUUAAGGGACACCUGCAGGAACAGCAGGACAGACUGGCACAACAGGUUACAACAAGCGACUACCUUAAGACGUCGUAUGAUGAAUUGAAUGCUCAGUACUCUGCCUCCACGAUGGAGCUAGAUGCGCUGAAGCUCGAAUUGGCUUCAUCUCGUGAACAAUCGGCUGCUAUGGCAGAAGAAAUGCGCCUAUCAGGUGAAAAAGUUGCGGAGUCCGAGGCACAACACAAAACCCAGAUCGAAAAUUUCAAGAAGCGCGUAUUAGCCUACGAGGAUGAAUUUGCUCAGAUGCGAAGUCAACACGAUGUGGUGUUGCAAGAGCAAAAGGAAAAGCUACUGACGGCAUCUGCCGCGCGGGAUGAGACUGCACAAUUAAAGGUGGCGGAGCUGGAGAAGUUACUUGCGGUGCUGACUGAAACUGUUGAGCAGAAAGAACUCGAGAUACAGAGCAUGGCCGAGCGUAUACGGCAUAUUGAAGAGAAGCAUGCUCAAGCUGAAAGUGCCCGUGAGGAGACAGCCCGAAAACACGAAGCCGAACAGAUGGAGCUUGAAGCGCAAUUGUCUUCAGCAAACGAGACGAUUGAGAAGCUUCGCAUAGCAACUGAUGCUAACGUCGUUCUACAACACGAAACCAUGUUACAGCUCAAGAAACAGAUUACUCAACUCCAAGUUGAAGUGAAAGUUGAAACGGAGGGAGCUAAUGCUGCACGAGUAGCACUUGAAACGUACAAGAAACGCGCCUAUACUGCAUUAAAGAAGGCGUCGAGAGAGAACAAACUAAAUUUGAAGAAGGCUGCGGAGAGCACGAUUAAGUUGGAGGAUGAGAUACUGUCCGCGAAGGUUCGAAUAAGUGUCCUUGAAACAGAGUUGGAGGAAACGCGGAGACGUAUGGAGGAGGUUGAGAGUGCUGGAGACGCACUUGCGCAGAGCACAUGCAAUGCUCUGGAGGCUGACAAACGUUCUCAGGAGGCUGCGCUGCGAUUAGAAAUCGAGAGCCUAAAGGCGAAAGUGAUAUGCUUGAAAGAAGCGAUGGACAGUGAAAAGGUGCCUCUCGAAUCACAGAUCAAGCAGCUCGCGGAGCGCAAUGAAGCUUUAAAUCACGAGAUUUCUUUACUCAAAGAGAAAACUCGUACUGAAAAUGAUGCUGUUGAGCGGGCAGUCCAAGCAAAGGAGGAAGAGAUCAACAACUUGUCGAAACAGCUUCAUGCUGCACUCGCUGCUGCUGCAUCUCUCGCUACAAAUGAAGCCGAACGUCGCUCGUAUACUCCUUCUUCGUCUCCGACCGAAAAGGAGAGACGCUCUACGGCGUCUUCUUCGCGCUCAUUCGAUUCUGAAGGAAACAACAGCUAUGUGCACCAAACUACACUCGAGGAGCAGCACGAACACAUUACUGCUGCUGUUGGGAAUUCGUGUCCUAUUCCACUUGCGUCGAAGAUUAUAGUUACCAAAGGUGUGGAGCAGCAGUCAAAGGCCUUGGUGAAUAGUGAUGAUGAAGUUGUAAGGCUGACACUCUUGCUAAAUGAGGUGCAGUCCAAGUUCCAUGUUUUCCAGAAGAAGUACGAAGACGCAUCUGCACUGCUGGAAGAGGCCAAUCGACAGAAGCAGCAUCUUGAGCGUUCAACGCAGGAGCUGAACAUUGAGUACCUGAAAAAUGUCGUGAUUAAGUACAUUGAGAGCCAAGUCCCACGCGAAAAGGAACAGUUAGUGCCUGUCAUUGCCGCAUUGCUCAGCUUUACUCCUCAAGAGCAUCGUCAGGUAAUGGCAGCACACAGUAAGGCAAGCGACGAGGGUGCAGGGUUGUUUGGCGGCGUGUUUUCCCUUUUUGGAGGUGGCGCAACAACCACGUCGUCCCCGACAGUUGUGGCAGCUCCACACACUAUCAAGCCUUCGCCUACGACUGCAAGAGGAAACACGACAGGAGCCGCGCUCGGCAGUAAAGGCAGAAAUGGCAUCCUCUCGUUCGGUAGUGACUCUAGCGACGACGAGGAAUUUGAGAGGCCAUUGAACCCGUUUGCGUCGUAG